Suillus paluster is the source of this 1083-nucleotide messenger RNA. RefSeq lists its product as uncharacterized. The transcript is spliced from 5 exons. The record is from RefSeq and is a predicted model, not a curated record. NCBI's taxonomy places the organism in Eukaryota, Fungi, Basidiomycota, Agaricomycetes, Boletales, Suillaceae. Gene Ontology annotation, molecular function: DNA binding. The coding region runs from base 73 to 1029 and encodes 318 amino acids. Gene Ontology annotation, biological process: DNA integration; DNA recombination.
GGCCCACCAAAGUUGAACUAACACCACAUUUUACUCAGUCCAAGCCCUGACAACAAAGUUUUCUAUCAACCUAUGGCUGCGACGGUUGACUCCAUGCAAUGUUUUCCUGGUUUAUGCGGGGUGCUUUCAGGGUCUGCUACUGGCCUCGAGAUAGAUGAAAUUGAAGAGGAUGUUGCAGCGGAACAAGAAACUAUAAUUGAGCCCGGCGCUGGUCUGAAAACGGCGAAUACUGGGUCAAUUGAUACUCCUGAUUUUGUUAAAUUGCAGAUGACGCUCAUGGAGGCUUCCAAGGGUGUCACAGAUGGCACGGAUGCUGAAUACAAAAGGUUAAUGAAUUCAUGUGUCUCAUUUGCUAUCAGGAUCCGCCUUCUGGGGCCGGAUGAGGAAUUCUUCAGCAAGAGACCACGGGCUGAUGCUCCUUUGGUAAUUGUAGCCUGGAUUAUGAACGCCUGCGACUCCAUUAAUCUUGACGGCACCACAAAGCUGUGUUCCCAGGAACGGGGGACAUAUGGACAUGCUCAGAAAAUGCGAGCCUCAAUGACCUAUGGCUUCGGUAAGCUGAAGGGUCUCGGAAACAUGCCAUGGCAUGAAUCCGAUGUUGGUGCCACCAUGGUUGGCAACCCCUCAAUCUCGGUUGAAGUUUCAUCUUUCAUGUGUUCGCUGCGGAGACGCAAGGUUCAAGCUGGUGAAGUUGCAAACAGUGCUCGUGCUAUAACAUCGGAGAUAUUACUCAAAUUGUACCACCACAACCGCCUUCCUGAGAACUGGACUGUCCAGCCGUAUCAACCUGGCGAGCGAAAACCUGCAGGAGGCUCUCGUACUUCUGACAGCCUGGACAACUGGGGUGGUGGGCGGGUCCGAAGGCUUCUGCAUGCUGCAUAUACAGUGGCAUUCUUAUGUAUGUUGCGGUUUGAUGAGGUCCUCAAGAUACAGGUUCAUGAUCUUCGUGUGGCAAACAAUCAGGUUGUGUUGUACCUCCCCUUUCGCAAGACCCACCAAAAUGGAGGUCUGUGUUCAAUCUGUAUUUAAAUUGCGAGCUGUGAUUGAGAUAUAUGAUUUUAGAUAUUAAACCCUUUCAUCUCU